Messenger RNA from Baudoinia panamericana UAMH 10762, 1212 nucleotides. RefSeq lists its product as uncharacterized. The record is from RefSeq and is a predicted model, not a curated record. The transcript is spliced from 2 exons. NCBI's taxonomy places the organism in Eukaryota, Fungi, Ascomycota, Dothideomycetes, Mycosphaerellales, Teratosphaeriaceae. The coding region runs from base 141 to 974 and encodes 277 amino acids.
GUCAGCAGCGAAGGCUCAGGAAGUGUUCGGGAUUCUGGAGCUUCUGGCAGAAAUACUUGGCUAUCUGUCUCUGGAAGAGCUGCUCGAGGUAUCUCCGACUCGUAAAAGCUUAGCUUUUGGCGUGCGGACCGUACUUACCGAUGCUAUGCCGCAGUUCGGGCCGAUAUGCAGACUCCGAAUGGACGACAUUCUCUGAUUGGGAGCAUUGGAAUGAAGUUGUAGGCAAGCUUAGCCUUUCUUGUAUAGACAUCAAUAGUCCAGAAAGGGAGUGGCGUAGUAAGGGCCGCGGCGAGCCUUCCCUACUUUGGUAUGCUGUUAAGAUCAGUGUCCAUUCCGAAAGCGACAAGCUGCCCCAAAUUGGAACUCGGUGCAGAAUGCUUCCCCAAUGCUCCCUGGCACCGAAGCAGAUGAGCAUUCGUUUGUGCUGUUACCAUGACGAGCAACAGCGCAGGAAGCCAGAAACUUAUCAAGUACAGCUCCCUGAACCUCAAGAUUACCCUAAGCCACUCACGAACGGUAACGGCAUUACCGUCGGAGACCUAUUUGAAGCCACGUUAAGACUACGUGCAGGACAUCGCAUGUGCCCGUAUGAGAGCCAUUCUUGUUCAACCAUCAACGACCAUGGCUUCGUCGCUGUUCGAGUCUACUUUGAAGCCGAGGUGCAUUUGAGCGAACAGAGUCUGACAAGUAUAAGGCAUCGUCGAAGGCUUGAUGAGGAAAAGCAAAGGUUCGAAGCUCGAUCUUUGUUUCGGUCGCGACGUCGUACAAAUUCGCAACGUAAGGCAGAGACCAGAGAGGAGAAGUAUGAAGAGCGCCGAUCGUAUGCGAAGGCGAAGAGACUUGCGUUCUUGAAAGGCAGGCCAAUCCCGACUCUCGCAGAGUACCGAUUCGUCAAGGAUGGGCACGACAAGCUCGCCAACAAACACUCUCUGAUCGCUCAAGAGGACGGUGUCUAUGUCGCGAGGCAGCAAUAAAGUGGCGCGGAGAGGAUAAUGCUUGGAGCGGGAUCAAAGUCCGCUGCACACGGUAUAAUGGUGGACGACAAGCGUACGUGAUGCUGAGAUAAUUCUGCCAACCGAAGACCGCAGCGCAGUUGCGGCCAUUUGUCGUACUGAUCACAGUGGCGUCCACGGGCGACUCAUUGCGGUCCAAAAUGCACUGAAGUCGGCUGGUUGAUUAUCUGUGGUAACAUUGCGACAGCCAGCGAACAAU